Messenger RNA from Pelobates cultripes (western spadefoot toad), 5162 nucleotides. Lineage: Eukaryota; Metazoa; Chordata; Amphibia; Anura; Pelobatidae. The record is from the annotation of a GenBank genome assembly.
AUGAGUAUAAACGUGUACAUUGGUUGGUUGUUUAAAUAUUUGUUCAUGUUCAAAUUGUGAAUUGUUCUUCCAUAUUACACCUUUCUUGUACUUUAUUCAUGAACAAACUCUCCUUUUAGGGGUUUUAAAAAAAUUUGAAGAAGAAGACUUAGAUGAAUGUUUAAGAAAAAGAUUGAAGGAUUCCAGCGAAGUUCCUGGUUCUUUGUGGCAUAUUUAUGAGCAGAAAGAUGCCGACAAAAUAAGGGAAUUUCUGCAUAAGGUAAAUUUGAUAAAAGUUGAAGUUGUAUUUGUUCAAAUCCUAUAUUACAGAUUCUUAAAUAUGAUCUUGUUUGAGCAGGAUCAUAACAUUAUAUUCAUUCUGAGCCAUUGAACAUUGACGGUGCUUUCUAAAUAAAAAUGGGUAGGUCUGCUGAAAGAUUGUUUUUGGUAAAAUGGAAGUGGGGGUUUAAACCUGGAGGGGUUACCCUUCACCACAAACUGAACACUAAAUAUAGCAUCCUGGUGUGGAAUUAACUAGUGCCAAAUAGUACAGUAAAUGGAAUGGAACAUUCCACUUUGAUAUAGAAACUUUAAACACUGGUUUGUUAUGAAGGAUUUAUUCGGUCAUAAUCAAUUAAGAGGUUAAACACAACGCUGUGCAGUCAGUGGUGACUGCAGGGUUGUAUUUUCAGUUUUAUUCCUGUUAGCAGGAAUAAAUGUUAAAAAAUUAAAUAAAAUAUAUAGCAAACUAAUAUUUGAAUUUUGCUGUGAAUUCCAGGCAAUUCCGUUUAGUGAAUAACCCUUAAAGGGACACUAUAGUCACCAGAACAACUGCAGCCUAUUGUAUUUGUUCUGGUGAAUAAGUCCCUUUAGGCUUUUUGGAGAAAACCUUGUCUUUUCAGAGAAAAUGCAGUGUUUACAUUACAGCCUAGUGAUAACUCCACUGGCCACUACUCAGGUGGCUGCUACAGGUGCUGCAUACUGUGCAGUAUUGCCAUUCAGUGACUUCACCCUCAGCAUGCAGACUCUGAACUUUCCUCAUAGAGAUUCAGUGUAUCUCUAUGAGGAGAUGCUGAUUGGCCAGGGCUGUGUUUGGCUUGUACUGGCUCUGCCCCUGAUCUGCUUCCUUGACACUCUCAGCCAAUCCUAUGGGAGAGCUUUGUGAUUGGCUCAGAGAAUCACUUCUGAUGAGGUCAGGCAAGCAGGCAGAUUCCACAAACUGAGCCCUUUUAUUUAAAGCUACGGCAUGGACACAAAGUUUGAACAACAAAAUGCUAGCAUGUGUACCGCGUUCUUAACAUCUUGAAUACAGAAUAAAAUAGUGGGUCGAAGGAUGUGAUUUUUAUUUGAUUUGCCCUGUGUAAAGAUUUUGAAAGCUGUCUUUUGUUGAUAUUCAUAAAUAAAAUAGUUGUCAUUAUUACACUACAUCUAAUACAAUCCUCUACAACCUCAUUUUAUUUUAGGCUGCAAAAGAGCAAUGUUUAGAAAUUCUCCCUGAUCAUGACCCAAUCCGUGACCAGAACUGGUACCUGAAUAAAAAGCUCAGGCAAAGUCUGUUGGAGGAUUAUGAUGUGAAAAGCUAUACUUUAGUCCAGUUCCUUGGAGAUGCCAUCAUAUUGCCAGCCGGAGCAAUCUAUCAGGUAAUGUAUUGCAUGCAAAUCAGAUGUACUGAUACAUGUUCUUGAUUAAUCUGUUACACUUGAAGCUUUAUGUAACUGGUAAAAAAAAAAAAACCCUCCUAAUAUCACUGUAUAUAAUAUUUUAGGCUGACAACUUAUCAUAUUGACUUUUGUCUAAAUCGUAUUAAAGGAGUAUUCUAAUGUUUGAAAUAAAUAAAGUUACCACAUUUUUCCGGAGGGUACGCAUUCUUGCCGCAGCUCUUUCUUCUCAAACUGAGAUUAUCACAUCAAUCAUGUCUGGUCCAAUUCACUGCUUUCCAUAGGAAAGGAUUUAAGACUAAAAGCAAUUGCUUUUCUGAGAGAAUUGUGGCCUUCAGUUGUGAAUUGGCAUUAUAGCUUUUUAAGGUACCGGCUCCCCAACCCGAGCAGAUGAAAAGUGUGAGAUUCAUAGUUUUCCUGUGGGAAAGCAUUGGGAAACUAGUGUGCAUGCAUGCGCAGCAAAAUGCUCUACUGCUACAGUCAGAUGGUCUCUGCGACCAUCUGAUAGAUUUUUACUCUGCUGUUUGGACAGAAGCACCUCAAGAGACAUUUAAACCCUGCACUGUAAAUAUUACCGUUUCUGCAGAACGGCAGUGUUUGCAGCUGCAGGCUUAACACUACAGUGACAUGGCACCCAGACUUCUUCAUUGAGAUUCAGUGGGCUGGGUGCCUAUAGCAUCAUUAUAACACUUCAAGCACGCUGAUAUGCAUUAGAUAAGUGGAUUUUUUUUUUUUAUAUGGAUCUUAUAUAAAAAUGGCAGGUUUGUUUGUGAAAUAAUUACUAUGCAGCAUUCUAAUCGGGUUUUCACCUAUCUUCCCAACAGGUGCAAAAUUUUCACAGCUGUGUCCAAGUGACUCAAGACUUUGUGUCCCCAGAACAUCUUGUUCAGUCGUUUCAUUUAACACAAGAGCUGAGGCAUUCUAAAGAGGAAAUAAAUUAUGAUGAUAAAUUGCAGGUAAGGAAUGACCAAGACACAUUGUUCCUUAGACACAUUGGCCAUUUCCAAUAAUCAAUUACUUUGAGUGAUAAAGGAGACACUUUGCAAAGAGGAACACAUUGAAAUAUCCCUUCAGUGUUAUUCCCCAUUGGAACAAGAACUUUUUUUAAAAUUUAUGAUUGUUUUUACUUCUACAAAAAGAAAAAAAGCGUGUUUUUCCUCAACUGAGCCAUUAAAUAAAUUCCUCCCAUGUAAAAUUGCACAUCUGUAUGUAAUUCUUUUAGAUAUUUUGACCGUCAGCACAUGUAUCCUUCAUUCUCUGGUUUUUAGUAUCUCGAAAAAUAAAUUUCUUUAGUCUGCAUUGUGCCAAGACAGUGAAGAGUCCCAUGCACAAUCUGUUUAACCCUUUCUCAUCGUGUCACAUAGUCACUCCUUUGGUACAAUUUACGUUUAUGUAAAUUAGACUCAAUAUAUAAAAUGGUAUCAUUGUUCACUAUACUGGGUAUCCAACUAGGAGGAGGAGACAUGGGGACAAAUAGUCUUAUAAUCUCCUGCCGAGAUGAAACGUGCAUACCAGACUUCGAGCAUGGUAUAUUCUUUAUAAUAGAAUGUGAGUCCCCUCAUCUAAAGAACACUAACCGAUAAUCACUGUAUGAACUGUCCAAAAUUCAAAUUGAUACCAAGAUAGCAAAACAGGCAAAUAUAGCAGACUUUAAUAUAUUUUUAGUCUGUACUUGGAGUAACCCUUUAAGGCCAGAUUAACCAGGACCACUUCAGUUAUUUGAAGUGAUUUUGGUACCUGGAGUCUGUCGGCAUCUGCACGUGCCAAUAUAAACCCCUCUGAUCCUGGGUUGGCUAAUGACUUUGCCAGAAUUCUGAGCUGGCCAUUAUCAAUUCUGUGCAUAUUUCUAUGAGCAGCAGGAUUGGCUUCUGGCUUUUACGGAGACCAGGAGCCCUAAGUCACCCAGCUGAGAGGACAAACCUUUGCAAACUUGGCCAGGGCACUCCUCACAGUUUAAUUAUUCUCUGAAGGUUUGUAUAUUAUUACCUUAUAUUUGCGUGUUUAACAUUCCUAUCUGUAUUUAUUAAACCAUCAUAUCCACACCACCUUUCAAUUAUCACAAAAUAGCAUUGCUUUGAAAUAAUGGCUGGGCAUGACAUAAAUGAUGGAUUUCACAUCACCCUGUUCCUUACUUACUAUUAGCCUGCUUCCAAGUGGAGAGUAUAGGGGUAGUAUUGAUUAAAAACCAAAUUAUACCAGAUUGAGAACAGAAUUUUGUCUAAAAUAGCUAAAUUGUGACACUAAUGACGCUGGUGGAUUUUUCUAACUCUGUUAUGGCAUUUGAAUUAAUGUUAAUUAAUCUCGGAUCAUCUGGUCAGUGAUAGUGCCAAGUUUGCAAAAAAAAUAAAUAAAUAUGCAGGAUCUGCAGCCUAUGAUCACAAGGUCUCUGGGCCAUUGUAUACUUGGUGCAUUGGACCGCUGAGGGAGAUCUUUGAUCUACCUCAUCAACCAAUUAAGGUACUCUGCAUCUGUCAGCCACUUGUUUUACCUUAAGGUGGCGCUGGUCCCAUUGUCACCCAAAGCCGCCCACACACUCCCCAGUGACACCAGUGAUACAUUCAUAUUAAUAAAACCUAUAAAGAUGUAAGACUCCAUAUAACCUGUAUUUUCUCCCCUUUCAUUUUCUUGGUAUAGGUUAAAAACAUAUUGUACCAUUCAGUGAAAGAGAUGGUAAGAGCACUAAAAAUCCACGAAGAAGAGAUGGAAGACAUGGACGAAGCCUAAAUUUGCUGAACUGGGUUCAAAGUUCUCAUACAGGGGAAUACCAACACGCUAACUUAAACAAAGCAUUGCAAAACAUCAGUGCCAAGAAAAUCUACUGUACUAGUGUUUUACUUGUUAUUGACACCACAGCAGUAUAACAUUCGCUUUCACAGCUACUGUGAUCGACCCUAGCAGAGCUGGGUAGUCCGCCAGCUUUCUGCAGUGCGUUGCAGGUCCGGCCACCUCUGCAAUCGGUUAAACAUUUACCAUUUGAGUGACGGAGGUCCAAGCAUUAGCAGUGCUUGACAGCAUCCCGGCAUUCAAAAGGGGGGUUUACGCGUCAAGACGUGCUUACAAUUGUAAAAUAGUGUACAUUGAAAAGUUUGUGAAAAAAAAAUGUCAAAAGAUUUAAAUGUAUUUAUUUUUUUGAAAAAAAUAACAAAAAUUUGAAAAGUUCUACGCUAUAUUGUUGAUCAAAUGUAAAUGUGACUUGUAUAGUUUGCUAAAAUAAUUUGGAUAUUUUUCACUACAUUGAGACAGUAACUGUGAGGGUAAAACAAAUCACCAGCUAUUGCCUGCAUUCGGGAGCAUUCAUGACAUAAUCUUAAAGAUUACUGCCAAAUAACUGUAAACGUUGUAUAUUCUAAAAUAGAACACGGUAUUAAAGGACAGACACUUCAAUGCUUUGUUGAAGCUUACUCAAUGUAUAAUUAGACAUUUACAAAAAAGAUGUAAUUUAUUUGAAACAAGUUGUCUCAUUUUGGUAAAAUUUAUGUGAAACUUUUGAAGCUAAAUAUUAAACUUAAUAUGCUAUGUAAAUAU